UUCGCCAGUUGGCGAUAAGCAUCAAUCAUGCCUUUGGAGAUGAACUUUGCUCUCCAACGGAUACGGAGUGACUCACUUCCUGCCUUCACCAGAUGGCUUAGAACUUCUGCCUCGUGCUGGUAGAUGGAAUUACGGCCAAUGUAUCAUGAUAUAUAUUUGUUAAUUUAAUUUCUAAUUAAAAUAUAUUUUUGUUAUUUAAAUGGCUGGCAGUUUUUAUUAAAUAAAAAUGUUUAAUACUUUAAUUUAAAGUAAAUUUGGCAAUGCGUGUUAAACCACGCACCAAACUGGUGACCCGGUACUUUCGUUUUUUACUCUUCUAAAAUUUGUGAAGUCCAGCCUCAAAAUUUUAAAAUAUGCUCAAAUCAGAUUUUGGUGAUUGAGCUCUUCAAUUACUUUUCGUAAUGGAUUAUUUUGAAUUAUUGUGCCUAGAAGUAAUGCAUCAAGGACCAGAUGAGUACCUGGGAUCAGUGCUGUAAGCAUGGUAAAUUUAAUGCCAAUUUUUCAAAAACUAAGAAAACUGAUAAAGAUCUAAGAAAAAUUGAAAAAGUGAAGAACAGUGAAAAUUCAGACUUUCCUGAAAAUAAAGUUCAUACUCCUUAUUCACGUGCUAAUAAAAAAGAAGAGUUUACUGAAGUAAAGAAUGCAACAAAUGUGGAAAUUCAGUUGUCCUUUUUUGAAUUGGGAUUAAACAACUGUCUUAUAAAAUGGAUAGAGUCCCUUGGGUUUUCUUCACCUAACAGAGUCCAAAAUAAAGUGUUGUACCAUUUAUCUGAAAGCAGUUCCGAACACAUUGUUAUUAAAGCUCCAAAGAAAUCUGGCAAGACAAGUGCAACCUUAAUAUGGGUUUUAAAUAAAUUAUUAAAUGAUAAAAAUAAAGAAUAUCCAAAUGCUUUGAUGAUAUGUCCUACAUUUGAAAUAGCUGAUGCAACUUAUAAAUUUGUUGAACAAAUUUCAAAAUAUUGUGAUUUAAAAAUAUAUCCUGCUAUGAAAGGGACAAAAUUAAGCAGAAGUGACAAAGUGGUAGCUGAUUUAGUUAUUGCUACUCCUGACAAAGCAUUAGAAUUAUCGAAAUUGACUUUUAAUCUGAAAAAUGCAAAAUAUCUGAUUUUUGAUGAUGCACAUUGCAUGAGUGGUGAUGUGGGGAAUCUGAAAACGGUUUCUCGUGUUUGUUCUUUGUUGUCUUCAAAGUGCACCAUUAUCUUAUGUACAUUAUUUUGCAAUAAAGUGCUAGAUAACUUUAUUAAUAAAUUUCUGGUGCAAAAUCAAAGGAUAGAAAUUGAAAAUGAUGUGGAAAAAGUCACCCCAAAGGAAAUAUUUAUAGUUCAUUCCAAUAAGGAGGAGAGAGUCAGAGCUUUUAUAUAUUUGGUGAAAAGUAAUUCUUUUGAAGGUCAGACAGUUGUAUUCUGUAGAACAAAAGAGGAAUCAUAUCGUUUGGAAAGUGCAUUAGAUGAUGAAAAUAUCUCUGUUAAAAUUCUUAAUGGUGAUCUUAAGCCGCCAUCAAAAAGAAGUGACAUAUUACAACAGUUCAAAGAAAACAAAAUUCAGCUAUUAAUUACAACGUAUACAUUUAUGGAAGUACUGGAAGCAGAAAAUGUUACCAAAGUGAUUAAUUACGAACAAGUUUUAAGCAAUGAGACUAAAAGAUUAGAUCCUAAUAUUUAUAAUCAGAUCGAAAAUCUUUUGAAUGGCAGGAAGAAUUGUUUGAUUGGUAGCUUUAUUGAGAAGAAAUGGGAAGACGUUUUGAUUCAACCACGGCCUGGAGCAGUAAAAAAAGUUUAUGCAAACGCAACAAGCAUAUCUGCAAAUGACUUGAUUGAUGGACAGACAUUCUAAUAAAUAUUUUCAAAUGGUGAUUUCAAUAUUUUGUGUAUGUGUAUUGUAUUAUAAUGUAAUUUAAUAUUCAUUUUAGUCUUUUGUAAACAUUUUAAAUAAAAUUGAUUUGUAAUUA
Messenger RNA from Argiope bruennichi, 1948 nucleotides. Its product is annotated as ATP-dependent RNA helicase DDX19A-like. NCBI's taxonomy places the organism in Eukaryota, Metazoa, Arthropoda, Arachnida, Araneae, Araneidae. The transcript is spliced from 5 exons. Gene Ontology annotation, molecular function: nucleic acid binding; ATP binding. Bases 451 to 1833 code for a protein of 460 amino acids. The record is from RefSeq and is a predicted model, not a curated record.